Messenger RNA from Symbiodinium sp. CCMP2592, 6948 nucleotides. The record is from the annotation of a GenBank genome assembly. Lineage: Eukaryota; Dinophyceae; Suessiales; Symbiodiniaceae.
AUGGACAUCGUGCCGUUCGCAACGGCCGCGGGCAACAACGGUGACGGUGGUAUUGGUGGUAGAACGGAGCAGGAAGCGAACCAGUACUUCUUGCAUUUGUUGCAGGAGAAUACUCAGGUGAACUUGUUCCUGAAUGACCCCCGCAUUCAAAGUGCCUUGGAGCUUCGCGCGGAACAACGACAUCGAUUUGCAUUGGACAACGUGUACGCCGAAGCCAACGCAUACAUUGCACACCUAGAGGCAACAGCGGAUGCGAAUCAUCGUCAACAGCUAGCAUUUGUGAGCCAAUCCACACACCUGUUGGUGGGACAGCUACACAAUGAAGUACGAGUGCUAGGGACAAUCGCCCGAGCAGAACGACAAUCAGCCAAUGAGCUGCAGGCACAGCUGGCACGCGCACAAAGGGAAAGUCAUGAUGAAAGGUCUAUGGCCAUGCAGUUUGAUGCACAUCGGUCCGAGCUGGAAGCAGCAGCGCGCACGCUCACUGCGGAAAACAGACAGCAUGAACGCCGUUUCGCGGAAUUGCGCUCGAGUAUCGAAGAAAACCACAGUGAGAUGAUUGCCUUUUUAGGGUCUGAGUUUGAGGAAAAGCUUCAAUGGGAAGAGAAUGAGUACUACCAUAGGCUAACCUCUGAGGCACAGCAGUACGAUAGCUUGGUUGAUGACCUGCAGGACAGGAAUGCGGAGCUUAUAGCUGAGGUCGACUCACUCAGGACUGUCUUGUCGACAGCGGAGAGUAGCCCACCGCAAGGUGGUGCCGUGCCGGUGAAAGUCGAUCCCAGUGAGAGCUCCAAGCUUCAACCAAGCCCACCGCAAGGUGGUGCCGCUGCGACAAGCCCUGCUACGCUUUCCAGCGUGGGAAGUGCCCACGAGGUGAUAAGUGGAGGUAAAGGCGGUAAAGGUGGGGAGAAGAAGGAUACCUCCAAGAUUCCUUGCAUCUUUUACCCCAAAGGCACCUGCAAGAACGGUAAGAAUUGCCCAUUCAUGCACAAGGAUGCCGCUCCCUCUGUCCCGGCCAAAGGCGAUAAGGCUGGCAAGGACGGGAAGAGAUCGCCCUCCGGCAAGCGCAGGCGACCCAGUAAGAAAAGGCCAAAGAGUGAGGACAAGCCAGCCGCUUGCUGUCUUUCCCUCACAGCCACCCUCACGGGUGAGCCACCGGCCGAUGCUGUGAAAGCCUACGCAGUAGCAGCCCGCAAGGGCCCUGCCGGAAAGCCCCGAAGCAGAAAGGUCCAGUUCCUAAGGCCAGAAAUCAUUGACAUCCCGCCUGAGGGUGAAGGCUGGAGCUUCGUACCAGACAAGCACAAGUUCGAAUUCAGGUACAAGUCUGCGGAGCUAUGCCCACCAUCAAUUCCAGAGGACACCGAAGAAGCUUUGCAGAAUGCCCGUGUCGGGGUAGAGAAGGAUUCUGCAUUCACUGCAAAGAAGCAAUUCCCCUGCCCCAACUUGCUGCAGCGGACCAUUGAUGGCAUGCUUAGCGGCAAAGUCCUCAGUCCAGCUGGCGCGGCAGAAGAUCCCAUCGAAAAGAUGGCGAAUUGCAUUCCUCCCAUUCCUGGGGUGGAAACGAGGUAUAGAAUCCGGACUACUUGGGGAUUCAAGGAUGACGUGUGGUCUUUGUUGGAGGAUUCAGUCAACAUUGACGAAUUGGACGGAAUCUAUGGGGAAGCGCAAGCCGACAGCGAUGUCGAGCCAUACACAAUGCCAAAGUCUAAGAAGGAUGAACAACUUAGCGAAGACCUGGAUGAAAUGUUCCCAGAGCUAUUUGGUCCUGAUCGUGAUAAAGAUCCUCCGCCGAAGGACGCGAAAGAAGCCACCCGCAAGGGUGAGUCAAAGUCUGAUUCCCGUGCAGCAUUGCUUGAUGAUGUUCCGUUCUCUGUGAAGCAGAAGCUGAAGUCCAGCGCAGCAGUAGCAGCGCAAGAACCACCGUAUGGUUAUACGUGGAGUGGGGAAUGUUUGGUCAAGAAGAACAACAAGAACCGCCCUAACGCUAUUGAUCAUACUGCAUGGAAGGCUAUGUCGAAAAGACAAAGAGCAACAGCAAUUGCAGAACAUGAGAAGAAGCUACAUGAGGAGAAUGAGGCACUGUAUCGUGAAGCUGUAAAGGUGGAUUGGUGGGACGGCGAAACCUACUUCGACCUCGCAGGCCGGGAACAGUCUGAUUUCGAACUGGCAGUUGCAGCUGCCCGCAAGGGCAAGCCGGUUGGGCAUUUCAAGCUACUGAAUGUUGGUACAGCCGAACAAGUGGCGGACGUGUUCACGAAGCCUUUCACUGAAAAGAAUAAGUGGACGCAUGCCUUGAAGCUUAUUGGACAUACAACCAGCGCGAACGUAGCCGGGUGCAAACCCGAGUCGAAGGUCGAGGACAACAAGGUUUCGGUAGCAGCAGCUCCGGAUGCAUCAAAGGUUGUCGAGGACUUCGCUCAACAAUCGUUCGAGGCUAACGAUUACAGCUUCAAGACCUUCGAGAAGCUAGCCCGCAUUCACACGGAUAAGUACAAUCAGAAAGAAUCGUACAACCUGACGUUCUCCUUCGCUGGUUCUGAUCUUCUCGACUUGCCCGAAGCGACUUCUACGAUCCCCAAGAUGGCAGCCAUCGUUGUGAGCGACGAGUUCUGCAGGGUCAACACCUCCGAAGCAGACAGGAAUGGAGUUACCAAGGCCAUGAAAACCAUUCUCCAAUCCGCCGCCCUCAACAACGAUAUCAUUUCGCUCGGCGCCGAUCAUGAGAGCCAGCUCUUGGAGUCGGCGUACAGCUGCGUAUCCACACAAUGCGCGGCUGGGGUAUCCUUGACCCAUGCCGACGCAACCUGUGUGGCUCUGCGCCAGAUGGCUGACCUCAGUGACGAGGGGCUCGCCAAGUUGAAGCCAACCGCAAGGUUGAGCCCCAAGGCCAAGCGAGCCAUCAUAGUCGUGUCAGACAGCUCCACUGCACUCUGCAAGAAGAACAGGCGGGGAGUUUUCGUUAAGGCCGACUUGGAUGCGGAAGUGAACAUCGCAAGCUGGACGCUGGGAUGGGCACAGACUCGCUACACUAUGUGUUGGGGUAAAACCUUGGCGUGGAUUGUCUGGCAGGUCGAGGAGCACGUGAAGGAGCUCCGGAGCAACUAUCCGGACCACACCAUCGACGUGAUCUGCUGGUGGUGCGGGAACGAGAUCUCCGGCCAGUGGGGCUGCAUCCCCACGCGGCUAGGACCGGGACUCGCCCACAGAGAUCCCAAUGUCACAACGGAGACCGUCGCACGGAAAGUGAGAAGGGCAGCAGAUGUUUUAGCCGCCCUCGCGGGCGAGCCGGACAUUGGUUUUGUGAAGGUGAUUGGGCAGGUGGAGGCGGACUUGUUCCAACUCCACUCAGCCUACAACGACUUCAAUGCCGCUAUGUUCGAAGAGUUCAGGCAGCGCGGUCUGCAAGUGCAAACCGCAAGCUCCUUGGUCGAAAAGCUGGAAAUGUAUGACAGCUUUCACGCCAGCGAAGAUCCUCGCAACCGCGAGUUAUUCCAGACCUACUUGCAUGCGACUUUCAAUGCAAGCAGGAGCGAAUGGCUUGCCCAGAAGAUGGCACCCUGUGUCAGGGCUUUGCUUGUUCGCUAUGAGCACUUUGAGACUGGCUCCGAUGCCAACAAUCCAGUGCUCGAGGAUGUCUUCAAGCAAUGGCGUGCAGAGAAGGACCAGCUGAUGAACCCGAAACAGGCCAAGCCAAUGCCGGUCACCCAGGAGGACAAGAUGUGGGAAGCCCCAGAUGCCGCUGACGCAACCGACGUCACCAAGAUCUCCGAGGGGCCACCCAUGGAUAAAGCCAUCCGCAAGGAUGUGCCAAGGAUCGGUGCAACCACUGACGUCAGUGCUGUUGCGGAAUGCGUCAAUGACAUCGUCACCCAGGACGCAGACGGCAAGGUGUCCUACAACACCCCGGGCACGGUGGAGCUGGUGGACGAGGGCGACCAGGUCGACCCUAUCCCCUCAUCGAUUGGACGUGUUGUUGAGCCAGCGCCUCCGAAGAAGACUAAGAAGUCUGAUCGAGACGAGGACGCCAUGCGAAGGCUCAUGUUCAUUGAUGAAAGCGCCCCGCAAGGGGCUGCCACUGUGCCAGAGCUUCCGAAUGAGUACUUCUACAACGGCAAGAAGCACUUGAUGAAGCCCUUUAACCCGGAGGACAUUGUGGGAGACAGACACGUGACAUUCAAACACGGUGACCUGAAGUUCCUCACCAAGCUGCUGCGUGGCCAUGAAAUGGACGACUUCCCUGCAUUGAUCUUUGACCGUGGGUGCUGGGCAGACGUUGACACUCUGCUCCAGGUCUUCAACACGGCACGGAACGCACGCUGGGGUGUGAGGCAGCUGCUACGCGCAGCGAAAGCGGAUAAUAAGGGAGGGAUCAGACUUUUGGGCAUUGAUGUCCCCAUGAAGGACACCCUGGGUCAACCGCUAUUCCCUGUCAGAGUGAGGAUGGCCCAAGGGCAUAACUCCAAGCUCAUCGGCAAUAACCCGGACGCGGACUUCUUCCUCGCGACCAGGUUCUACAGCGGAUUGUCCGAGUACGAGGCCGACCUGCAGAGCAGCGUCAGGGGGGUCACUGUGCUCUCCCGCGAGGAUACCCCCCCGAAGCUCUUCCACCGCACGAAUGAAAAGGGAAUGAAGGGUAUCCUCCGCGAUGGAAUGAUCGCCGGCUCCGCGAGGUCAGACAGGUCCCACAACUACCUGUCCCCGUACAAGUUGGACGACACCCACUACAAGAGUGGAAUGCGCUCCAACCAGCCGAUCGAGCUGACGAUAGACACGCAGCGUGCAAUCGCCGCUGGAUGCGUUUUCUUCGUCACGGAGACCGACGGCGUCCUCACACGGGACAAUGUGCCUCCCGAUUGCGUGCUGUCCGCCAUCGACACCAGCAAAAAGAACCUCCCGCUCUAUGUCGCCGAGCACAAAGAAGCCGCCCGCGAGGGUGAGCCAGAGCGCAUUUUCCGCGCAAAGCGCGACUAUGAGGAGGCCGCAGCAGCAAGCUCAUCAACGGCACCGCCCCCAAAACAGGCGGCUAUCGCUCCCAAAGCGAUUACUUCAAAGAAGAUGCCGAAGGUGGUUCCCAAGCCCGCCGCAAUCGCCGAAAAGGACGAAAGCAUGGACUUGGAUGAAGCCACCCGCGAGGGUGAGCCUGCUGAUGCUGCUGGUGCAUUCGACAUUGACGAAACCAAGGUUGAGGUCGAAGUCGAAGUCGAUGAAGGUGACACAACGGAUGCGGGUGAGGAUGAGCCUUACCCACUUGGCUCUCACCCACGCCGCGAGUGCGCAGCAGUCGUUGCCAAUGGCAUGCUGUUCUGCCUCCGUUGCAAGGCUCCCCAGACGGACGACUCUAAGAAAAUCACAAAGCGAGUCUUUGAGAAUUCGAGACUCCGCCAGCGCCUUCUUGCCACCGCUGCGACCGGGGCCCAGAAGCCCAUCGAUGAUCUCCUUGCGAGUGACCUUCGAGGCCUGGGCGAGGGACCAAAGAAACGUGGUCAGAUGAGCGCAGAGGCUGCCGCCAUUCGUGACGCCAAAGACCGAAAGAUCAGGGCCGCCAAGUUGAACUUCGACACCGUGUCCGACCGCUUCGAGAAGGACGCGCAGUUCAACGUGAGAAUGAUGCAAGAGGGCCGCAGCCUUGAGGACAUGCAGAAAUUUGAUCACCUGUCGAACGCUGUGCUUCCCGAUCCAGGACGCAGCGAGGAGCAGCGCUACUUGCGUGCCGGCUCCCAUUAUGGUGGUGGCAAUGUCCCGCCUGCGAAGCUGGUCUAUUAUGCCCACUGCGAAGUGGAGCCGUUGAGGAACUUGCGGUUUAUCGAUGAUACCGCGGAUGUCCCCAUCGGCUUGACCUACCUCGGUGCAUUCCUCCCUCCGCGCCUCUAUGCUGAGGUGGCAGCAGUGAAUGACGCUGCAAAAAGGAUCCUGACUUUCGACGGCGAGGUCUACGUGUCGGCUACCACAAUUGAAGGCAUCACAACUGAGAUCGGACAGAUUCUUACCGAUAGCCUCCGUAGUGCUCAGAACCAGACAGACCAAACGGAACGUCUGGCAGAGCGCAAUCGCCAGGCCGCAGUCCAGAACCGCCCAUCCCAAAAGGGACGUGGUCGCACGACAGCACCUGAGCCCAUGUACAGAGGCUAUACUCAGGCCCAGUGGGACGAGUACUAUCGCCAGCGUCGUGGAGGUUACACUCAGGCCGAGUGGGAUGCAUGGAACCGCACCCAUAGGAUCAGCGCGCUCGUCGUGUCAGAUGCAGAGGAUGAGGAAUGCAUGGAUGCGGUGAUGUGGCAGCCGCAGGUCUUCUCGGCUGUGCAGAUGGCAAUCUCCCACCUGCGUGAUUCUUUCGGUGUGCUGGGUGUGUGGCCCGCUGCGUGGACGGCCGCGCAGCGUGUCAUGCGCAUCUGUAACCGACAGGGCUCGCGCGGUACCAUUCGCAUGCUGGAGAUUGGAUGUGGCUCUGGCUUGCCCUCGCUCUGCGCUCUGGCUCUAGGAGCUGAAGUUGUGGCAACAGACUUGGAGGAGUUGCCGCUGCAGCUACUGCAGGCCGCCGCCGAUGCACAGGAGCUUCCCGGCUCCUUGGAGGUGAAGCAGAUGGACGUCUUGAAGGCUGCCGAUUCCAAUGCAAGGAACUCAGUCACGUGCCCCUCGGAUGUCGAGCGUUUCGACAUCAUCGUCUGCAGCGACUGCCUCUACAAGCACGAUGUCGCUCGUGCCAUUGCCGUGCUGAUUGGGCGCGCACUGCUUGCAUACCCCACGACGAUGGUCGUCGUUACCGACGCGAAUCGGCGCGGGCGCCAGGAUUUCCUGGAUGAGUUGGAUGCAAGUUUGGGUCUCAGUCUGGGAAACGCCUCACCGCCGCAUUUCGAGGCAGUGCCCAUACCGCGCUGGGCUGCCGACGACGCCACAGACCCCUUCGAUGGCACGACGGCAGAAGAAGUCGGAUUGUUGAAGUUGUCCUAG